AUGUCGCGUCCUACUUUGAAAGUUGCUGAACUGAGAGGACUAGCUUCCUCUCUACAACCUCAUGAGGACCUUGAUUGUCAAUCUCCUCGUAGCAAACGGCCCCGUCUUGAAAAGCCUGGCCUGGUCUCUGAGGCGUGGUGGACGCUGCCAUUGGUGCCUCGCUUGUCUGAGGUGGAAAAAACCUGGGAGUUGCCGCCCAGACCUUUCGAGGCACUCUUUUCACUGAAUGUGAAUUUUGACUCCUCCUCACACUCCUGUGUGAAUACUUUACUUAGUAAUAGGGAAUGCCCAAACAGCAAAAUUGAGAAGAAAAGUUGGUUAUGGGCUCUCCCCUCACAACAUUUUGAUUCUGGUUUGACGACUCCAGGCAGGUCUUGUGAACAAAAACUAGAUGUACGAGGGGUUUCCCUUGUGGAAAACAGCGAUACAUCUAAAGGAGAAACGAAUCAGCCUCUGUCCAAACCCACUUGGUGUGAUCUAUAUGGAAAGAAAACCAAGAAUGGAAACCAUUGUUUAGUUCAAGGGACACAGGAUAGUCAGAAAGACAGCAGAGAUAGAAAACAAGCAGAAAAUCCAUUUUUAGUUGUUACCUUUUACAAAAAAGCGAAAUCAACACUUCAUGAAAUUAAGAACAGAUGUAAAGCCCACAGUGUUAUGCCAUCAAGUAAAAAAGAAAAUAACGUCUUAGCAUCUAUACUAGAAAUAUCAAAACCUCCAAUCCAGCCCAGCUUGGAAAUUGUCAAACCCUUCUAUUUUCGAGAUAACAGCACAAUAAGUAUCCUUGAGUUUCCAACUGAUUUACAUAGCAAAAUGUCCUCUGUCUAUUUAAAGGAAAUUGCAAAGAAAAAAAUUGAUAAAAAUAAGACAUAUGCUAGGGAUUUCACAACCAUUUACUUUUCUCAAAAUAGACCUGAAUCUAAGAGGCAAACGCUACAAAAUGAUAAUAAAAUGGUGGCUGCUGAAAAGACUCUUUCACAGUGUUAUGAAGGUUACUAUCAAUCACUCAGUAACAAAAAUACUUGUAAGAGAAAGGAAGACUUGAUUAGUUUAAACUACUAUAACCACAGUAGUGUCAAAAGUGAUGUAAGAAUCUCUCAAAAGAUUAUUACUAUAAUACUAGGAAAUGCAAAAAGAAAAGAAACAGAAAUGUGUCUGGACAGGUACAUGUCGAAAUCUAAAAGUUCAGAGAGUAACACUCUAUGCAUUUUGAAGAGAAAGUGGGAAAAUUGUGGGACUUUGCAUAAGUAUAAGACUAACUGUGAAACCUGGAAAAUAAGUGGAGAAAAAUUAAAUUUGCAAGAAUUCUUAGAAAUAUACCUCUUACACAAGGAAGAUUAUCACAGUACAAGAACCAUGAAUCUGUACAAAGAACAAUCAAAACCUCUUAUGACAGGGACAAUGGGUAGCAAAAAAACUUUAAUUAAAAUAAUUUGCUUAGGAGGAAAGAAUAACAUGCGACAGUUGAGUUAUUACAGUGCACAAAAAAUCUUAAUUUUAAGCAACAUUUUGGAAAGUUUUAUUAAGGAAAUUUUGUGUUUCCAUAAAGAUAUUUCAAGAAGUAAAAGAGAUAAUACUUUAGCCUGCUAUGAAAUUUUGAAGAGCAAAAAUAAAAUUGCGAUUAAAAAUUUAAUAACCAAGACUAUGAAUGUGGAUAGAAAAAAUGAUGUUGUAAGCAUAUAUAUUCAGAAUGCUUUAGAAAUGCUAAAUAUUAUACUGAAAGUCAACGAUAGCCUUGAUUCUUCAAAAAAAGUUGAAGAUGAAUUUAAAUUAGAAGAGAAACAUAUUUUCAAGUGGCUAAUGGAUUUGAAUGAUCAAAAAAUUAUUAUAGUAGAACAUUAUUUAGCUUACCUUGUAAGGAUUUUGACUUUUCCACAAAUGUUAAAAGAUAAUAUGGCACCUGUGUUAAAGAAAAGAAAGCUAUUUGAAACUGGAGAAGUUUCUGAAAGAUAUAAGAAAAAGUUUAGCAGUGUGACUUCUAAAAAGAUGUGUUUUACAAUUUUUGAGAGUUACCAAAACAAUUCUCUUUUAAUGCACUUUGAUGACUUGAAAGACAUUUCUGUGACAAGUGAAAUUAGUUGUAAGGAUAACUAUCCUGAAGGAAUCUUAAACAUGGAUAAUUUGACCUAUUUUAGUCCUAUUAAAACAAAAGUUAAGUCUGAUCCUCAGUUUAUUCAAAAUGACCAAUAUACCAAUGGAAACAUUUAUGAAAUAAGUUUACUCAACCAAGAUUCAGUUACUAAAAGAAAACCACAUAUAAUCACUAACUUCCAAUGUGAGUGUAUGCCUGAGGAUGUCUUUAAUGUCCAGCAACAGGUUAUCCCCACAGAUCAUAGAACAAUAUAUGGUCAACAAGCUAGUACCAGUACAGUAACUCAGGUGCCCAAUUUGGGAAACUUGCUAAAUGGAAUUGAGGGGGAAAUGUAUAACAUAGUUUUGAAGGAAGAAGUAAAAAUUGUAACACAAAGUUUAACAAACACUUGCCAAAUUCACAAAGAUGUUAAGAUGGAAAAAGAUAAGAAAAAAAGUUUUUCUCCAAUGGAUGGCAAGUUUUCUGCACAAUCAGCUUCAUUAAUGAGUGAAAAAGUAAAUGUGGGAGAUGCUAUGCAGACAAACCAAAUGCUUGCUAAUCGUAAUAAAAGUGUUGAUGCCAGAAAUGAAUAUGAGAGUAUUCUGCAAGAAAGUGAGUUAGCUAAUUCAAAGCAUUUUCAUCGAAACAAUGACUCUACAGAAUGUGUUAAUCAUCAAUUCAAAACUGAUUUGCACGCAGGGAACAAUGAAUGUUUUCAGGACAUAACUGCUAAGUGUUUGUCAACAGAAGCUCAGACAAUGGGGAAAGAUUUUGAAAUGAGAAGUAAAUUUGAUUUAGUACUUCAAGAACUUCAUAUGUUUCAUGAAAUUAGUAAGGAAAAUGAAAUUCUGAGCACUAUGGCAACAAACAUUGGGCAAGAUAAUUAUUUUGGAGAAAGUAAUGGUACUGAGAAGGCAGAAAGGGAAAGAAGAAAUGAUUUGAAUCUGGUUACAGGCAACAAAAUGUGCGCCUCCCCUUUGCUCUCUGAUAUGACAGUAGGUCCUAAAAUGCAUAAAAGACACCAAAGUUCAUUUAAGUGGAGAACAGUCUCCAAUAAAGGAGAACAGGAAGUUCCUAUUCAAUAUUAUUGUCCAAAAGCAUCAGAGGAAGACUUACUGUAUCCUGCUUCUGAGGAAGAUUGUGUAAAAUCCUUGCCUCAAAGACCUGCUUUGCUUCCUGACACAUUUAAGGAAGAAAAAUGUAAUUAUUCACUGAGGGGAGGUAGCUAUUUUUCACAUGGAAUUCUAAGAGUACAUCCGCUUAAGACAUGCAGUGGACCAAUCAGAAUAGGAUUGUCAAGGAAAGCUAAACUUAAGCAACUUCAUCCCUAUCUGAAAUAA
This is a messenger RNA of Elephantulus edwardii (Cape elephant shrew), 3408 nucleotides long. It is a transcript of the gene RAD51AP2, whose product is annotated as RAD51 associated protein 2. Bases 1 to 3408 code for a protein of 1135 amino acids. The transcript is spliced from 3 exons. NCBI's taxonomy places the organism in Eukaryota, Metazoa, Chordata, Mammalia, Macroscelidea, Macroscelididae. The record is from RefSeq and is a predicted model, not a curated record.